This is a messenger RNA of Pimephales promelas (fathead minnow), 2018 nucleotides long. It is a transcript of the gene krt1-c5, whose product is annotated as keratin, type 1, gene c5. The record is from RefSeq and is a predicted model, not a curated record. Gene Ontology annotation, molecular function: structural molecule activity. Gene Ontology annotation, cellular component: cytoskeleton. Lineage: Eukaryota; Metazoa; Chordata; Actinopteri; Cypriniformes; Leuciscidae.
AGUCGGGAAAUAUCCUUUACCUGUGGAGGGAUGUGAUUGGCUGGCAAUAGACUUCCAUAGUCAACAGCUCUUCAGGAGGAGUCCUAGCACAUACAUCACCUGAGCAACUACAAAUAAAAGCCAACAGUUAUUCUCUGGACAAAACCAACACACAGGCGCUGCACAAUACAUAAACCCCCUCUCUGGUUCUGCGAGUACAAUGACCUCCAGCUUCUCUAUGCACAGUCACUCUCUGGGACGGCAGGCGUCUUUCUCCAGCAUGUCUAUGCGUGAUUUUGGGGUUCGUGGACGCUCUAAAGUCCCAGUGUCCCUCUCCUCAGCCAGUAGUCUGUCCCUGUCUCGUUCCACCUCUCUGGGAAAUGGCCUGAACAUCCUAAGCAACCUCUCACUGAAUGGUCUGGGAGUUGGUUCCAGUGACAAGGAGACCAUGCAAGGUCUAAACGACCGACUUGCCAGCUAUCUGGAAAAGGUACGCACUCUGGAGAAGUCUAACGCCGACCUGGAGCUGAAGAUUAAACAGUUGAUGACUGAGCGAUCACCCAAGGGUCACGACAUUGACGGAUUGAUGGCUCAAGCACAUGCGAUCGGACAAGAGGUGAGGAAAAAGACAUUGGAGAAUGCUCGUAUAAUGCUGGAGAUUGACAAUGCCAAGCUUGCAGCAGAUGACUUUAGGGUCAAAUGGGAGGCAGAAGCUUCCCUUUGCCAGUCGGUUGAGAGAGACUGCCAUGCUCUGAGACGAGCCAAAUCUGAUCAUGAUCAGAUCAUCGCAACCCUCCGAGGAGACCUGGACAGUCUGAAAGAGGAGCUUUACUUCCUGAAGAAGAAUCAUGAAGAGGAGAAGAGCACACUGAAGACCCGUCUAGCCAACGAGCAAGUGAACGUGGAGGUGGAAGCAGCCCAGGGCCCAGACCUGGGAGCCAUCAUGGCGGAGCUACGGGUGCAGUACGAGAGCAUCGCACGGAAGAAUAAAGAGGAUGCUGAGAUGUGGUAUCUGAAGAAGCUGGAGAACGUGCAGUCCGAGGUGAAGGAGAGCAACGAGGCUCUGAGAUGUGCUCAGAGUGAGCUCAGUGAAAGACGACGCUUCCUGCAGGCGCUAGAGGUGGAACUGGACAGUCUGCGCAAACAGGUUGGUGUUCUUGAGGGGAACCUCGGAGAGGUGAAUCAGAAGUACGCGGUUGAGAUUGAACGUCUUCAGGGCACACUUACACAGCUGGAGGACGAGCUCUCACAGCUGCGCCUGGACAUGCAAAGAAUCAAAACUGAUUACGAGCAGUUACUGCGUAUCAAACAGAACCUGGAGCUGGAGAUUGCCACCUAUAGAAGGCUGCUGGAUGGAGAGGAAGUGAUAAAAGAGAUGGCCACUCCUAAAAAAGAGCCUGAAGUGAGAACCAGGAAGAUUGUCAAAGUUGUCACCCAGACCAUGGUAAAUGGAAAGGUGGUGGAUGAAUCCAGUGAAGUUGAACAGAUUGAAGAACGAAAAAAGUCUGAUUCUGUAAGGCGAGUCGCAAUAGAGCGGGUCAUUUAAAAAUAGCACAGACCGAAAGUCACACAGUGAAACUAAAUACAUGCGAUACUAGCUGAUAUCCACUGUUUUAGAGGCAGUGGUAGAAAAAUGAUAUGUAUCUGUGGAUGGGGAUUUGAACCUGUCUGGUCACAGUGUGAGAAACCAAGCCGAACGACGAAAUCAAGACAGCCUCACUUUGAGAACGAUGACCGAAAAAGCCCUGACACCAAACCUCUGUAGUGUCAAAUGUCUCGCUUUUGUGAGGGUUUCUGGGCGAAAUACCUGGUAAACAAGAGCUUUGUUUUGCUAUGAUAUUCUUUAGACAUCCCAGAAAUAUAACAAUUUAAGCAUUUGUAAAAACUGGUAACAAAUGUAUUUAAGUCAUAAACAGCAUGCUUUCAGUAUUUGCUACAGUGCAAAGAUUGUGCAAAUGUGAAUGCGUUAAAUAAUUAUUGACAGGCUUAAUGAAUCAGAAUUUUAUUCAUUUUAAAUGCUGGCUAAAACAUUAAAUCAA